AUGGGCCCAGACGAGCCCCAUCUGGACAAAUACGACCAGGAUCUGAUCAUGAUGGUUUCGGACCACUAUCACACUGAUUCUGCAUCCCUCGUCGCUUGGUAUCUCAGCACCGCAAGUGAGGGUGUCGAACCCGUCCCCGACAAUGGCCUCAUCAACGGCCGCAACUCCUUCGACUGCUCACUAGCCGCUGAAGCAUUGUUCCCUUCAACACCGGGUUCAGGAGGAUAUGGAAAGGACCGAUGUUACUCGGGUGCGCCACGGGCCGUCCUGGAAGUCGAACACGGGCUGACCUACAGGAUCCGUAUUAUUAACACGGGGAGUUUUGCGGAUUUCAAGGUUUCAGUGGACGAGCAUGAGUUGGAGGUGAUCGAGGCCGAUGGGGUGGAUAUGGUUCCCGUGAAGGUUGAGAGGGUCCCGAUUCAUGUCGCACAGAGAUACUCGGUGCUUUUGGUCGCGGAUCAAUCUAUAAGUGGUGGUGAGGGGUUCUGGAUUCGGGCAGAAAUGAAUACAAAUUGUUUUAAUGUUGAGAACCCGUCUUUGGAUCCUUCUGUCAGGGCGAUCCUGCGGUAUAAAAUACCGUCGAUAUCACAUGUCCCUUUCAACAUUACCAACAACAACAGCAGGACUUCAGGGAUAGUUCCUCAGGAAAUACUGGCCUCUAAGGACUGGGAGGAAAGCGCUUGGUCACCGCAUUGUGACGACUUGAAGGCCGAGAUGCUGAAACCAUUCUUCGCCAGAGUCGCUCCACAAGCGGACAUCCAGGUGGUGUUGGAGAUGUCGUUCCAGACGAUUACUAGGGAUCGUGUGAAUAUGGGGUUUGUGAACAGGACGUCUUGGAGACCGCAGCUCAACAAUCCGACUCUGUUGCAGGCUGUUGACGGUGGUGGUGGCGGCGGAGGAAAUUCGGUCACAGUAUUUGAUGCGUCGCAGUUGGUAGUUACUUUGGAGACGGUCCAAACUGUCGAGCUUGUUGUCAACAGUAAGUUGGACACGUUCAUAUCGGCAUCUUGA
Molecule: messenger RNA, 1011 nt
Organism: Linnemannia hyalina
Lineage: Eukaryota; Fungi; Mortierellomycota; Mortierellomycetes; Mortierellales; Mortierellaceae
Source: the annotation of a GenBank genome assembly